GAGCCGAACUACAACCAGUGCAGAAAUCAGUACCACCGAGGAAGAAGGCUGCCAAGAGUGAAGUGGACUUGAAGAGAGAGAAAACGUUUCAAUAAAAUGGAAUACCGUGGAUUUAAGUGCAUUUUGUUUUUUAACAUAUUUAUUAACUCUAUAUUUAUUUCAGAACAAAAUAAGGAAGAAGUGCUCUUGGACAUGAGCGCAUCAGGGUCGGAGCUGGGCUGGUUGAAAUGGCCAGAUGAGGACGGGUGGGAAAUGGCCCAGACGGUGGUGAAUGGGUCUUUGCACUACAACUACUUUGUAUGUAAUGUGGAGUCACCUGCAGGCCAGGACAACUGGCUUCGCACCACCUUCAUUCAGCGGCAACCCACAGCCACCAGAGUUUUUGUGGAGCUGCGAUUUGUGGUGCGGGACUGCAACUCCUUCAACGGCGCCUCGCUCACCUGCAAGGAGACCUUCAACCUCUACGCCUCCGACUCCGAUGUGGACAUUGGCACCAGCUUUCGCAAGAACCACUUCCGCAAGGUGGCCACUAUUGCCCCUGAUGAGAUCUCAAGGGUGGGUGAGCUGAAGAUCAACACCGAGACCCGGGUGGUUGAGAACCUCAGUCGCAAGGGCUUCUACUUGGCCUUCCAGGACAUCGGGGCCUGCGUGGCCUUGUACUCUGUUAGGGUUUACUACAAGAUCUGCCCGGCUACAAUCAAGAGCCUGGCGGCCUUCCCCGAGACUGUGGCUGGGGGGGACAAGCAAAAUCUGCGCAAGGUGGCGGGCGAGUGCGUGGAGAACGCCGUGAGUGAGGACCAGCCCCUCAUCUACUGCACGGUGGACGGCGAGUGGGUGGUGCCCGUCGGCCAGUGCCAGUGCCGUGCGGGAUACGCGGCCGCCGGCGAUGUGUGCCAAGGGUGUCAGCCAGGCUUCUUCAAAGCGGACGUAUCCAGCGAGGCCUGUCAGCAGUGUCCAGCGAACACCCAGCCGUCUGAGGCAGGAGCUCUGAUCUGUCCCUGCCAGGAUGGUUAUUACCGUGCCCCCACAGACCUCCCGUCCGCUGGCUGCUCAGGUUUGCCCUCUGAACCUGUGGACCUGGCCGUCACGACCGUGCCGAGCACCGUGGGCAAGGUGACCAUGUCCUGGAGUCCCCCGGAGGACGCGGGCGGGCGGUCGGACCUGACCUACCACGUGACGUGCGAGCGCUGCGACGACUCGGGCUGCGUGCCGUGCGAGGACCGCGUCCGGUACGAGCCCGGCAGCACCGACCUGACCGACACCAGCGUGCUGGUGAGCCAGCUGGAGCCCAGCGUCAAUUACACCUUCAGCGUGGAGGCGCGCAGCGGCGUGUCCCAGUUCAGCAACCAGCGGGCCCUUAGCUCCAUCACCACCUCCCUGCAUUACACCGAUCCUCUGAAGGUGACGACCAUGCAGCUGGAUGAGCGCAGCUCCAACAGCCUGUCCUUGUCUUGGACCGUCUCUCGCAAAGCCGCCCACAACCGCUACCAGCUGAUGUACCGCAAGAAGGAUGGAGAGGGUGAGACCUUCUCGUCUGGCACCACGUACACAGUGUUGAUCUUGGAGAACAACUGGGUGCAGAUCGGCGAGCUGGCUCCGGCCACGGCAUAUCUCUUCAGGGUCCAGGCUGUGAAUGUCGACAACAGUCCUGUCAGUGACAUCAUGGAGCAUGAGUUCACCACCACGGCAGAGGCCCCAAACCAGGGCAACACCUCAGUGAUUCUGGGAGCGGCGGUGGGGGGAGGCGCCAUGCUGCUCAUCGUGGUGGUGGUCCUGCUCAUACGCAAACGGAGAAGAGGGUCUCACACAAGGCAAGGCCCGGAGGACACUUACUUCAGCCCAGAACAACUGAAGCCCCUGAAGACGUAUGUUGACCCCCACACGUACGAGGACCCCAACACAGCCGUGCACAAGUUCACAAAGGAAAUCCACCCGAGCCACGUCACCAAGCAGAAAGUCAUCGGGGCUGGGGAGUUUGGGGAGGUGUACCGUGGCAUCCUGAAAGUGCCCGGGCGGAAGGACUUAGCGGUGGCCGUUAAGACCCUGAAGCCGGGCUACUCGGAGAAGCAGAGGCAGGACUUCCUGAGCGAGGCCAGCAUCAUGGGCCAGUUCACCCACCAGAACAUCAUCCGCCUGGAAGGGGUUGUCACCAAGUUCAAACAUGCCAUGAUCGUGACGGAGUACAUGGAGAAUGGAGCCCUGGACAAAUACCUAAAGGAUCAUGAUGGGGAGAUGUCCUCCACCCAGCUGGUUGGAAUGCUACGUGGGAUAUCAGCGGGUAUGAAGUACCUGUCUGACAUGAGCUAUGUGCACAGGGACCUGGCCGCCCGCAACAUCCUGGUCAACUGCAACAUGGAGUGUAAAGUGUCCGACUUUGGCCUGUCCCGUGUGUUAGAGGACGACCCUGAGGGGACCUACACCACAAGUGGAGGUAAGAUCCCGAUCCGCUGGACGGCUCCCGAGGCCAUCGCCUACAGGAAGUUCACCUCAGCCAGCGACGUGUGGAGCUUUGGCAUCGUCAUGUGGGAGGUGAUGGCCUUCGGCGAGCGGCCAUACUGGGACAUGAGCAACCACGAGGUGAUGAAAGCCAUAAAUGAGGCCUUCCGUCUGCCAGCCCCCAUGGACUGCCCGUCGGCAGUGUACCAGCUGAUGUUGCAGUGCUGGCAGCACGACCGCUCCAAGAGACCCCGCUUCCCUGACAUCGUCAGCAUCCUCGACAAGCUGCUCAAGAGCCCCGAGUCCCUGAAGGCCAUCGCUGACUUUGACCCCCGCGUUUCCAUCCGGCUUCCCAGCACCAGCGGUUCGGACGGCUCCCCAUUUAGGUCCGUGUCGGAGUGGCUGGAGUCGAUCAAGAUGAGCCAGUACAGCGAGAACUUCUCUUGCGCCGGCGUCGUGUCCAUGGAGCAGGUGCUGCAGAUGAAGAGCGAGGACAUACGGAACAUUGGCGUCAGACUGCCUGGACACCUGAAGCGGAUCGCGUACAGCAUCCUGGGCCUGAAGGACCAGACCAGCACCCUGAGUGUGUUUGCUGUGUGAGGCAGACCUCCCCCCCACACACACACCCUCAUGCCCAGUGAAGCCUCUGAAGCCCAGGCCCCCAGGCACUAGCUGACUGACUGACUGAACUCCACACUGCCCCCCACGCCCCCUUCUACCCUCACUCCCCCACACCACCUUGAGCUGCAGGGACAGCUCCAGAAGGGGGCGGACAUCUCCCUCCAGCCAAUCCGUGAUGGACCCAGGCUCCUGGCGGUGUAACAUGCCGCAGACUUUAUAUCAAGGAAUGGAGAAGAGACACAGUGGGAAGUGGGAGAAAAAAAAAAAAAAGAAAAAAAAGCUAUAUGUCAGACCAUGUAUAUGAGAUAUAUAUUUUUUGAUAUUCUAUUUUUUUUUAAAACAUUCAAAGUUUUGUUUGGUCUUCUUACAUGCAUGCUUCUUUUGGAAAAAAGAGUAAUCAGAUUAGAUGUUAGUGUUUCUAUUCUGCUGUGACGGCAGAUCUGGAAAACUCGAGCGGGGCAUAUGCAUGGUGAUGCUAUGUUGGCAUUGCAAUGUCUGUUAACUGUAGAGGGGCCCCUUCACCAAAGGGCAUGCCGGGUACUUUUCUACAUGGCCUUUUGUGAGGCCUUGAGUCGUGCCCUUAUUUAAAGGGAGAGGAAGUGAAAGGUGGAAAUGGAAAAUUUCAAUUUCAUUUGAAGCUUUGAGGUUCCGAUUAUAGAAGUGCCUCAGUUCUUCUGAACAUGAAAGUCCCUUGGGGAGAGGUAAUGGCCGUGAUUUUGUGUAAGCUGGCAAUUUCUUGUUGAACCAUUGCCUGUUUCAAUGAUAUUUUAGGGUGACCUGCCAGGGCAUGUUGAGUGAUGUCUUUCUUGUGUACGCUGGCUUUAGAGGAUGACUUUGUGGCCUUACUUUGAAAUUUGCAGUGAAGACAUUGUAAGCUUUCUGAGCCUUACCCCCAGACAUCAACAGUUUGGGGUCUGGGAGGUGUGGGGGAGGAGGGAAGUGCAGAGAAAGAAGCCAGUCUCCUCUCUAGCAUUUCUGUCAUAGCCAUGAAGUGCCGGAGGAACUUGGCGUGCUUAGAGGGAGACAACCCAGCGGGGGCAAAAAAUAGCACUUAAGAGGAAGAACACCAAAGGCAACAAUUCUGAGGAGGCCGGAUGGUCACAGUUGAAAUGGCAGGUUUGGUAUCCUGCUGUAGCCUUGUCUCUCCUAAUGAAGGGGAUGACAUUUAAAAACGGAACUAAAAAAAAAAAAAAAGAGAAAGAAAGUGGAACGGAGAGCUCCGGUAAGUGCCGAAUGGAACGGCACGGGUCCCUAAUUGGAAAAGCGGAAAGCCUGCAGUGACCGGGCAGAGCUUAUCACUGCAUCGAGUACACAAGGCAUCGGAAUACAUAAGGCAGUUGUAGAGCCAACAGAAAUCUAAAGCUUGCGCAAAGGUGGGCAAGGCUCCAAGCACUGGCAGAGUCCUGAGACGAGUCCAAGUGCUUGUCAAAUAGCAAAGCAAUGUAAAUCACCAGUAGACAUCCAGUUGAUGGGCUGUUGGUUUGUCCACUGUACUGUAUGUCAGCACAUAAUCAACUUAUUUGAUGAUAUUGCAGAUUAUUAGAUUAGCAGUGCUAGAUUGAUUAUGUGCUCUGAGAUGUCUUAUGCGGGGGUGAAAACACUCUUUCUUUUUU
Clupea harengus (Atlantic herring) is the source of this 4670-nucleotide messenger RNA. RefSeq names its product eph receptor A2 b (gene epha2b). Gene Ontology annotation, molecular function: ATP binding; protein binding; transmembrane-ephrin receptor activity. Gene Ontology annotation, biological process: ephrin receptor signaling pathway; axon guidance; protein phosphorylation. NCBI's taxonomy places the organism in Eukaryota, Metazoa, Chordata, Actinopteri, Clupeiformes, Clupeidae. The record is from RefSeq and is a predicted model, not a curated record. Gene Ontology annotation, cellular component: dendrite; plasma membrane.